UUUUGGUAACACUGCGGUAUGUGCCAUCGCUAACAGCGUGUUUCUCGUUUUCCGCCGAAAUGGAACCCGGCAUUUUUGGAUUAAUUUUGCUUAUUUUAGCAAAAAGCAUCGUUGUAAAUGGAGCCAGACUUAACCAUCCACGUGUUCUGCUGCCCAUUUUCCAGGGUAAGGCCGUCAACUUUACCCUAGAGGUUGAUGAGCAAAACUGUUACAAAUGGACUUCGUCGCGUCAGGACUUAAUAUCAGUGAUGCCAGUUUACCAUGGCUUUAGCGAAUGUGCUUACCAAGCGGUGGUUACAGUGCGUACCAAUGAUCGACGUCGCAACACUGCCAUAGUCUUCGCUGAAGAAGAACAGUCAGGAGAGACUCUGCGCUGUGACGUGAUAGUAGACGUCAUAGACAGCCUUAAUGUUAGAACCGCUACCCGACAGCUUUACUUGGAGGAGGCUCCAGCCAUGUUUGAGCUUCAUGCGUUUGAUGAGCAGGGAAACGAAUUUUUUACGCUAGAAGGCAUCGAGUUUGUAUGGGAGAUAUCAGAGCCCGGAGGCAACAAGCCCGCCGCUAUGCGUCACCUCACUUUUACGGAUAGUCCGUAUCAUACUGUUCCACCAGCUCUAGAGAAGUUUGAAGAACAAGGAAUCAUGGGAUAUAUGAUUCUUUUGGAAGGAAUCAACACAGGUACCUCCAAGGUGACCAUCAGCAUGCCUCAAGCUGAUUACACACAUGUGCCACCAGUCGAGGUGUAUAUAAGUGUGCUAGCCAAUAUAAUUAUUGAACCAUCUGAAGUCACAAUCCUGGCUGGAGAUUCGGUAACAUUCCGCAUUAUGCAGCUUAAAAUGGAUCGUUUAUACGACAUUACAGAUAGUCAGCAAUAUUAUUUGGAGAUAGAAGAUACUAAUAUAGCAUACUUGCGAGGAAGCAGUGCUACAGGAGGGGCAUUGGGCCGAACUCAAGUCAUACUACGUGACCGUAACAUGGCAGACACGGAUAAGGCCACCAAGGGUCCUAGCGCCCUUUUAACUGUCGCAGAGCCUAGUAGACUAGGCAUCAGUUUGCUGCCACAUCUGAACUGGAUAACCGUGCAAGGAGAACUCCACACAGUCGCAUUGGACUUGUUUACUGCUGAUGGACAGCAAAUUACUUUAGGAACUAGCUACUCCAUUGGCUCAGAAUUGGAUGAGUCUAUAUUUGCCGUUAGACAACGUACCCGAAACGGUAGCAGACUAUUUGGUGAAGCUACCAAGGAAGGUGUCAGCCAGGUAUAUGGCUCAUAUAAAGACCUUUCUAUACAAGCGGAGCUCCAGAUAUAUGAGAGCUUGAAACUCUCACCAACCACAGUCGUGCUUCCAUAUGACCCAAGCAGUAUUAAGCCUUUAAAGUUACAAUUUCAUGCAUCAGGCGGCGAUUACAACUAUGCGUGGUUCUCGGGUAAUCCGCAAGUGCUGCAGGUAGAUGCUCACGGCCUAGCGACUGCCGAGAUCCGUGACGUGCGCCCCCCUUUUUUAACCCAGGAAAUGUUUGAGGCCGGCAAUAAACUGACUGCUCACACUACUGUUAAAGUAACGCUUGCCAAGAAUCAAAAAAUUUCCCGCUUGGCCCAAAUACACUUUCUGCCACCGAAGCGCAUUGAAAUCAAAAAGUACAAUUUUGAAACGGCUAUUGAUGACUAUGUAUUCUUGCAUGUGGCCUUGUAUACUCAGGUCAACCAGUCUGAAGUUCCAUAUACAAAUUGUGACAACCUUCAUUUCCAACUGGUCUUUACCCAUCCAAUUUUGCAACAUGAGAAUAAUGGAGAAGAGGAUCAGCCAGCUUCAGGAGCCUGUCAUGUGCUCCGCUUACGUGCCACUUCCGUGGGUAGCACCUCUCUCCGUGUCUCGUAUUUCUUUCAGGAUAAGGAGCUGUACGACACCGUUGACCUUUAUGUCUUUGAGCGACUAACGGGGCUGAAUCCUGUAGAGAAUGAAGUCGUACUUCCUGUCGGUUCGUCGCACAACGUGCUCUUCACUCACGGACCAGAACAUAUUUUUACCCUGGAAGCUGAGCUUACGAAAACAACAGUAUUCGACAGUAAUGUGAUUAAAGUAUCAGAGGUGGAUGAGACUCAAAACUUUGUGACCGCAUUUACUGUGUUAUGCCGCAAGUUGGGAGAGGCAGAGUUUAUUUAUCAAGUUCAAAACACCUUAAUGAAGUCGAGCUUUGUUGCCUACACAUCGCAGCUCACCACCAAGGUCCGAUGUGUACGCCCACGUUUUCUUAAACUACUUGCGCGCCAGCAACUACUUGAAUCUUGCCCUCUGGAACACCGUUCAUCGUUCCUAUACUUGAAGGACCACGGGAACAAGUUCGAAAUCGAAAUCGAAGUCCAGGAUGCUAACAAUCGAAGACUCAUGAAUAUUAGCUCCCUUUCGAUAGACUGGGAAUUUGCCGCGGGCGAUGAAAAGUAUCAGAAAGAUGGCAUUGAACAUACAGAAAUAUCGGAACUCAAUUCUAUCCAUGGUGUUAUUGUGCCAAGUCGCGACAUUCUUGUACUGACCAUUGGCGAGAUAGCAUCUAAUUUUCGUGUUAAAGGCACUGUAGCUCAUUAUAAGGACAAGCUGCUAGCACAACUAAAUAUCAAUGCAGAGCGACCACCUUUCGGAGUUAAGGAUCCAAAAACUGGAUUGACAAGCACACCUGUAAUCGAGAAUGAGGUCAGAUUUCACACAAUUAACAGAACCCUGCUCUCAAAGGAUUUUGUGAGCAUUUUUCUUGCAAAAGACUACAGUGAGCGCAUAUCCAUAGCCCAGGGAAGUGGUCAUUUUCACAUAGAUCUUUCCGAGCAGGGAAUAGUGAAGGCAAACUACGAUGCGCAAGCUCGAUUAUUAAUUUUGACACCCUUACAUCAUGGCCAUGUUCGUCUCGAAUUAAUGGAUAACUGCCUGACAAACGAAGCCAGUCACUUAUCCAUUUCCGUAGUCGGCAUCGGGGCCAUCAAGGUUAUCAGCAUGGAUCGAGUAGAGCGCUCCGCUCGCAUCGAAGCAAUAGUACGGCUUUAUGACACCAAUGACAACCUGUUGUUUAUUGAUCACAGCAGACUGAAUAUAUACGAUCUUUCGGAGUUGGUUAUUGACCCAAGUGUGCUCAGUGUACGACUUGGAGACCAGGAAAACUUAGGGACAGGAGAAAUAAGAUACUUUAUUCAUGGCAAUAAUGUUGGUGACACCAAAGUUGUCUUUCAAUCUGGCAAUGGCGACCAGACGGUGCUUAGUGAACCGCUCAAUGUUCAAGUUUUUUCUCCGAUUCGGCUUUAUCCGCGAGAUUUUACUUUAGUUGUAGGAAGCAGUAUUCAAAUCAGUUACCAGGGUGGACCACAGCCGAAUUCGAAUGUAAUAUAUUUUAUCGAAAAAGAAAAAGUUGCAACUAUGAACUCGGCUUCAGUAACUGCUCUACGUUUGGGAUCCAGUCAGAUUACCGGCAAAUGCAUUCAAAGAAACCCUGUCACAGGCAAAGACGAGGUCAUUUCCGAAGACACUGUGUUGCUUCAUGUGGUUUCCUUAAAGUCAAUUCAAAUCAGGGUGCCUCUUGUCCAUAUACGAAUUGGUGCAGUUAUGCCUGCCACCAUUUGGGGGAUUCCCGACCUGUCGCCUAUGGUUCUAGGAACUCUUCAAGGUAUGCAGAUUUCCUGGUCCGUCAACCAACCUGAGGUCGUCGAGAUAUUCAACAUCUUUUCGGAAGCAGGAAUCGAGUACAAGAAUGAAGACUUAAUUUCGGUUCGAAUACGAGCUUUGAAUUCUGGCAGGGUCACAAUCACGGCAACCGUUUCCUUGGCAGAUGGAUCGAAGCUACCUCCAGCACGUGUGGAAGUUAUUGUUUUUAAAACUCUCGAGCUCGUUGCACCCAAACCAAUAAAAAUAGACUCAAUUUUGGCGGCACCGCGGAGUACACUUCAGCUGAAAGCCAAUAUGGACGAUGUGGUUUACAAGUUAGCUGGUCAAAGUAACAAUAUUGUUAGCAUUUCGCCAAAUGGCCUUUUAAACACAAAAGACACCCUUGGACGAGAUCUGAUUAUUGCCAAAACAGUGGACCAAACGCUGCCUAUUGACAUAGAAGUCAAAAACGUUGAAUAUAUUUUGGUCACGUUGAUACCGGCUAUUAAACUAAAAAAAAUCGAACACAAGGUUCCACGGGGCAUGAACUUUGUAUUCAAGGUUUCGUUGCAUGACAAUCUGGGAACUGAGUUCUCAGAGACCAUUGGGGAUGGCAACGAGCUUUACUAUGAACUAGCCACCACAGAUACGGUCGAUGUCCAAAUAAAUAAUAAUUUUUCGAUAGCGCUAAACCUUUACCGGGAAACUAACAACGUAAUAACCAUCGGGCUUCGGGACUCAGCUGGGGUGAAACACGCGGAGGACUACAUCAAAUUGGCAGUAGUAGAGUCUAAGGCUAUUUACCCCACAAAGGCUAUUUUCUCAGUGGGCGACGUUAUUUGCUUCAGUUCACCGCUAACGUUAUCAUCGAUUUGGAGCAGUUCAAAUGAACAGAUUGUGACGAUUUCCAAACAUACAGGCGUUGCACGCGUAUUACAAUAUAGGCAAAAUGUCGGAGAAAAAAUUAUAAUUACCACCGGAGACGCGGCCAGUCGAAGCGGAUUUAUUAAGUAUGAUCUGGAAAUUCGCGAGUCGGAUGUGAUUCUUUUCUCCAAGUCACUGGACAUAUUCAGUGGAUCAGAAUAUAUGGGACGACUGGUUCUUCGCAAUCAUGUGCAAUCUGAUAAGUAUAGCAACCUGAUUGCCCUUAACAUGUCGAAUUGUGCUAGCAAAUUGGAAAGCGCGGUUGUGGAUGUAUUUAGCUGUCGGCUGGUGGCUAAAGAUGUGCUUGGUCGCCAAUUACUGAAGUUUUACAAAGUAGAGCCAUGGUUUGAAUCUUCUUCUGGGCAGUAUAGCUGUCGAUUGGUUCUGGUGUCGAAUUUCGUUGACCUGUUGGCCAUUGUCAAGACUAAAGACGUUUUCUUGGAGUUGGAAGCUGCGACGUCUGCCGGAAUCGUAGACACAAUGUCGUUAAAACUUGUGCCGGGUAUUAAAGUGACACCCGAGAGUAUACGGAUAAGUGAAUUAAAGUCGCAUGAAAUGCAUAUUAGUGGUCUAGAAAAGGCUCUGCACAAAGUUCAGGUAAAACCGUCCGACCCCAAGUUCUUUUCUGUUGACCUCUUAGAGCACGGGCAUGGCGUGAGCAAGUUUCGACUGAAAAUUUUCGAGGAAUUUCCGCUGGAUGAAAACUUUUAUGUAUUAGUAAUAUCGCCAGAGACAGAGCAACGAAUUGAAGUUCCAAUCGUUGGCAGUACAAUGGUACAGAAAUGCUCUGGACGUACGUACGGCGGACCAAUUCUUUACCGGUUGUUAGAGAAUCUUGGAUUCAUAUUAACUACCAUAGUGAUUGUAAUAAUUUCUAUCUGGGUGUAUAUGUCUUGCUUCCAAACGCAGGGAGUCACGCAAGUCAACUCUGAGGCAUUUCAAAGAAAGAAAUCGAUGCCUUCCUUUAAUGGCUCCCCCAUAUCAAAACCUUACGAAGAUUCCUUUGGAAAUUCAUCGAGUUCCCACAACUACUCGCAAGAACGACGACGCAAUUUUACUGAUUCACCAAACGACACUUAUGUGUACGGCCAUCCGCAGUUAAACUCCCCAAAUAGAUCAGGCAGCUCGAAACGGUUUAAUUAACGGCGGGGUGCAACUGAAAGUUGGCUACUGGGAUUGUAAAACGUAUCUCAAGAAUAGUUAAGGCUGUAAAUAAUUAAGUAUGAGUUUUCCUUUUCACUUCUUAUACUACUGUUGUAAAUCUUUUCAGUAACAUAUGUAAUUUUUGUAUCGUCCAUAUUAUUAGGUGCAAAAACUUUAACUGCCUAUACAUAUAUAUACAUACUCAUAUAAUAAGUUCAGACUUACCUAAUUCUAAGUAAUUUGUAUUGUUUAAAAAAAAAUAUCUUAGAAACCACACCCGCGUUAUUCAUGAUGUUCAUUUGUAAUACACAGAAAAAAAUAAAACCAAAAAAAGAUUUAUC
Drosophila bipectinata is the source of this 6034-nucleotide messenger RNA. RefSeq names its product nucleoporin 210 (gene Gp210). Gene Ontology annotation, cellular component: nuclear pore. Lineage: Eukaryota; Metazoa; Arthropoda; Insecta; Diptera; Drosophilidae. The record is from RefSeq and is a predicted model, not a curated record.